Molecule: messenger RNA, 1581 nt
Organism: Penicillium waksmanii
Lineage: Eukaryota; Fungi; Ascomycota; Eurotiomycetes; Eurotiales; Aspergillaceae
Product: cytochrome P450
Exons: 3
Coding region: 1-1581 (526 amino acids)
Molecular function (GO): monooxygenase activity; oxidoreductase activity, acting on paired donors, with incorporation or reduction of molecular oxygen; iron ion binding
Source: RefSeq, a predicted model, not a curated record
AUGCACGAUUCACGAGUCUCUCUUGCUAUGGCACUAUCCAUAUACACGAUCAUUUUUCUUUUCAUUUACUAUGUCUUCACCAAAGUACGGCCUGCAGACAAAGCACCUAGAGUACCAUCCCCUCCUGGCUUGCCUCUGAUCGGGAACACUUUACAACUCUCCUCUCAACCACACCGUCAAUUCCAGAAAUGGGCCCGGCAAUACGGCGAGAUAUAUCGCGUCCGCCUGGGGCUGAUGAACUGGUUCAUGCUCAACUCUCCUGAAGCAGUAAAGGAAAUACUUGAUAAGCAGUCCGCCCUGACCUCGUCGCGACCCCCAAUGCCUGUUGUAUCCGAUGCUUUAUCGGGAGGAAUGCGGUUUCUCUUUAUGCCAUAUGGCAUAGAAUGGCGACGUUCAAGAACAAUUAGCCACAAAUUGCUGACACCGCGAAUGGCGGAGUCAAUUCAGCCCUCACAAGAAUUUGAAGCGAAGCAAUUGCUGCAUGAUCUACUGACAGAUAAUGCCAGCAUGACCGAAUUUUAUAUGCAUAUACGUAGAUACACUGUAUCUGUGCUUAUGACAUCGACCUACGGAAAGAGAAUACCGCAAUGGGAUUGCGAUGACGUAAAGGGAAUUUAUCAGAUUCUCAAGGACUUUUCAUACGUUUCUACCCCGGGACGUUAUAUUGCCGACGGCGCACCAAACCUGGCCAAUCUCCUUCCAGACCAAUUGAAAUGGUGGCGUCGAUCUCUUCGGCCGAUGUUUGCUCGGCAAAAGACCAUUUGGAUGGGUUUUUGGUCUCGUCUACAAAGACAGAUGGACACGGGAGACGCGCCCCAGUGUUUUGUCAAGCAAUUCAUCCAGUCACAAUAUCAUAACUUUGGGUUUACAGAAGUCCAGGCUGCAUUUCUGGCAGGGUCGCUUAUAGAAGCCGGCGCGGAAUCCACUUCGGCAGCAAUGAAUAGUUGCAUGCUCUAUCUCUCAGGGCACCCUGAGGUUCAGCAACGUGCGCACGAAGAACUUGAUUCAGUGGUAGGCUCCGCCCACUCUCCUACUUUCAGUGACAUGGAACGGCUCCCCUACAUCCGAGCUAUCGUCAAGGAGAUUCUCCGUAUCCGCCCACUCGCCAGCAUGGGUAUACCGCAUUAUGCCACCGCCGAUGUCACUUAUAAGGGGUUUACGAUUCCCAAGGGAAGCGUUAUUGCCAUACAACAAUAUGCUGUUCAUCGCGAUCCAAGCAUGUUUCCAGACCCAGAUAUUUUCAUGCCGGAGCGAUACCUUGGCCAUCCUUACAGAUCUGGUGUUUAUGCAGCCUCAGCAAACCCACGUGAGCGUGACCACUGGAACUUUGGGGCCGGCCGACGUAUUUGUCCCGGUAUGUAUCUUGCUGAAAAUAGUCUUUUCAUCACGAUUGCCAAGAUAUUAUGGGCAUUUCAAGUGAUGGCACCUGAUAAGGUGGACAUGUCGGACGAUGCGUAUGAGGCUGGCUCGAUGACCAUUCCAAAGCCAUUCUUAGCGCAAUUUAUCCCGCGUAGUCAAGCCAUUGAAAAUGUCUUGAAGAUGGAGUGGCAGAACGCAGAGCUCGAAAUUCAUACAUCGUGA